Lates calcarifer (barramundi perch) is the source of this 1645-nucleotide messenger RNA. RefSeq names its product nitrilase 1 (gene nit1). The transcript has 6 exons. The coding region runs from base 122 to 1051 and encodes 309 amino acids. Gene Ontology annotation, molecular function: hydrolase activity, acting on carbon-nitrogen (but not peptide) bonds, in linear amides. The record is from RefSeq and is a predicted model, not a curated record. Lineage: Eukaryota; Metazoa; Chordata; Actinopteri; Centropomidae.
CAAACAGUAAAGAAGAAUGAAGUCUUCCUGUUGCAGAAGACUGAACUGACCCAAACGUUAAUAUGAUACUAACGUGGACUAAACAGAGAAGGUGACAGGCUGUCUGCGUCACCCUGGAUCAAUGUUCACCAUCAGGUGCAUUUUGGGAUCAGCCUGGAGACACGGGAUCAAGCUGCAAAACAGGAUGUCCACUGUACCUCACUCAGUGGCUGCGGUCUGCCAGGUAACGGCCACCCCGGACAAAGAGACCAACUUCUGUGCCUGUAAACAGCUGAUGGAGGACGCCAAGGAACAAGGGGCCAGCAUGGUCUUCCUCCCCGAGGGCUUCGACUACAUCGGAUCCAGUCGAGAGGAGACGCUGUCGCUGUCCGAGACCCUCACAGGAGACACAAUCUCACGAUACACUCAGCUAGCCAGGAAGUUGGAGGUGUGGCUGUCUCUCGGAGGAUUUCAUGAACGAGGACAUGACUGGGAAACUGACAGACGAAUCUACAACAGCCACAUCAUAAUUAAUGAUAAAGGUGACAUCGUCUCAGUCUACAGGAAGUCCCAUUUGUUUGAUGUGGAACUGCCAGAAAAAGGUGUAUCCCUCAAAGAAAGUGCCUUCACCAUCCCUGGACCUUCACUUGUGUCUCCGGUCCAAACUCCCAUUGGAAAGGUUGGUUUGGGCAUCUGCUAUGAUCUGAGAUUCCCUGACUUAUCGCAGGCUCUGCAAAGACACGGGGCCGAGAUCCUGACAUACCCAUCAGCCUUCACUGUAGCUACAGGAGCCGCUCACUGGGAGGUGUUACUUCGUGCCCGGGCGAUCGAGACCCAGUGCUACGUAGUGGCGGCAGCGCAGGUCGGUCGGCACCACGAGAAGCGCUCCUCGUACGGCCACGCCCUGGCGGUGGACCCCUGGGGCGAGGUGCUGGGUGACUGCGGAGGGGAGAAGCCAGGGAUGGUGCUGGUGGAGAUCGACCUGGAUAAAGUCAGCAGCACUAGGAGAAACAUGCCGGUCCAACAGCACCGCAGAGACACUGGCUUCUACCAGAGCCUGGAGAAGACUUGACCACAGAAGAAAAGUAAAACAAACAAACUGAACAGGAUGUUGUGUUUUAGUUGUAGGUUACAAAGGCGAUAAGCCAAAGAGGAAUUUCUGAAUUUAUGAUUUAGGUCAAGUUCAUGUUUCAAAAACGUGAGGUUUUCUCUUUUUCUUUUAGGUUGUUUAGGUCUUUGUCAUGCUGCAUCAUCAGCUCAAAUGACUUGAUCAAUAAGAGAAAUUAUUCUGAGCUUGUUUGAUCAGAAAGCAUGAAGCUUCAAUGAAUAAAUAUCAGGGAAGUUUAAACAUGGACUAGUAUUGCCUGCGUUGGAUUGUCUCUGAGUUAGGAAAGUUUACUCACAAGUUUUUGUUGAUUUUGAAAAUUCAGCCCAAGCUGUCCCAAAUGAAUCUGUAAAGGACACUACUCACACUGAUCAAUAGAUGGUACUCUUAGGUAGUAACAACUGGAGGAAAGGGUUUGAUUCACAGUUUAGCUUUGAAAACAUUCCACUUUUAAUGUGCAUUGAUAUGUGUUAUUGAAGGAGUGUGUACAAACAUCACUUGCAUUUUUUUUGCAAAAUUAAAUACUGAAUAAAAAACCUGUUCUGUUGCUCUGUGGGAAAA